Molecule: messenger RNA, 828 nt
Organism: Entelurus aequoreus (snake pipefish)
Lineage: Eukaryota; Metazoa; Chordata; Actinopteri; Syngnathiformes; Syngnathidae
Product: tRNA selenocysteine 1-associated protein 1-like
Exons: 9
Coding region: 1-828 (275 amino acids)
Molecular function (GO): RNA binding
Source: RefSeq, a predicted model, not a curated record
AUGAUGAUCCUCCUGUUGGAGCAAUACAUGGAUGAAAACUUCGUCAGGCAGGCCUUCCUUGCUAUGGGAGAGUCGCCGUCUGGAGUCAGAAUAAUCGCUCACAAGAUAACGGGCGGUUCUGCCGGAUACUGCUUUGUGGAGCUGGCAGAUGAAGCAAGUGUUGAUAGCUGCAUCCAAAAACUCAAUGGAAAAGUCAUUCCUGGAUCAAACCCGCCUAGGAAUUUUAAACUCAAUUUUGCCUCCCAUAACAAGCGCUCAGACGCAGGGCUUGAGUUCUCAGUGUUUGUGGGUGACUUACCCUCUGACGCAAAUGACUACCAGCUCCACCAAAUCUUUAAGAAGUAUUCCUCCUGCAAGGGAGCCAAAGUGGUCACUGACCAGUAUGGCUACUCCAGAGGUUACGGCUUUGUCAAUUUUGGUGAGGAAAGUGAGCAGAAGAAGGCAAUCGAGGAGUGCCAGGGCACAGUUCUUGGGGGGAAGGCACUCACUCUCAGCGUUGCUUUGGCAAAAAGCCAGAAGACACUAGACACCAGAAACCUGACUCACAAUUACCAGAGCAAUUACAUCCAACCUCCAUACAGUGGUAUGGGGCAAGGUUACUACUCUCAGUGGGGCGGUUAUGGUCAGUACAGCGGCUACAACAAUGGCGGUUACAACGGGGGAUACAACUACAACUACUACGGAUACCCUCCACACAGCCACAUGAUGCCGCCGCCUCCUCCUCUGGGGAUGCCACCCACAUCUGCUGACAUGACGGGGGGUGUAGAGGUGAGCCAUGAAGACACAGGAGAUGGAGAUGGAGAGGGGGAGGAUGCAGAAGGUGUGUGA